Molecule: messenger RNA, 833 nt
Organism: Phalaenopsis equestris
Lineage: Eukaryota; Viridiplantae; Streptophyta; Magnoliopsida; Asparagales; Orchidaceae
Exons: 4
Coding region: 103-495 (130 amino acids)
Biological process (GO): DNA repair; negative regulation of double-strand break repair via homologous recombination; maintenance of rDNA
Cellular component (GO): nuclear speck; cytosol
Source: RefSeq, a predicted model, not a curated record
UUUUCCUCUCAUUUACACCAAUCCCGCCCAAGUUGUGCAGGGCCUAUUGGCUAUUACCGUGACAGGGUUGCCACCCUCGGCCGCGAGGCUUCAUCGCGGCAGAUGGACUACAGCCUGGCGGCGCUGAAGCUCUUCUGCUGUCAGCUAAAGGAUGCACGCCAGAUUUCUUCCCAUCCUCCAUCGCUGACCCUCAAUGGCAUCCGCUUCCAGCGAGCUUGGUGUCAGGGCGUUGUGGUUGCAGGGCCGGACGAAGGGCCUUUUCUUAUCGACGACGGUAGUGGAGUCGUCGAGCUGUCCCUACGCUCCGAGUUAAAGACUCAGGAGUGGAAGUCUGGGAUGUAUAUCAUGGUUGUCGGGCUCUGCAUAGCUGGUGAUCCUCCUCAGAUUCAGGUCCACAAGAUGGUUGAUCUCUCGCUGUAUCCUGACCGCGAAUCUCUAUGGCAUAUGGAAGUAAUUGAGGCUUAUAACUUGUUUUAUACUACUGUAACAGAAUGAUGAUUCAGUUCAUCUCACAAUGUCUACAUUCCUUUUGUGUAAUGAUUUAGUGCUUUGUGAUGACCCUAUUGCACACAUCAAAAACUUUGAAUGCUUGCUAUUUUUUGCAGAUAGUUAGGCCCACAUAUAGUAAUUUGUUCUGCAUGUAUUUUAGUCAUAACAAAAUUCAUUAUCUCAGUCGUGCGCCAGAUGAAAAAAUGGGAUUUGCAUACCUACCGUACAAGUCUCGUGUAUUAAUAUAUGCAACUCCAUUUUCGAUAUUUACCUAGAUAACAUUUUAGAAUUUCAAUUACCUCAGAAUAUAAUAUUAAUGAUAUUUUUAUAUGAUUUUGUAUUCC